Oryzias latipes (Japanese medaka) is the source of this 2076-nucleotide messenger RNA. It is a transcript of the gene xylb, whose product is annotated as xylulokinase homolog (H. influenzae). Gene Ontology annotation, cellular component: cytosol. Gene Ontology annotation, molecular function: D-xylulokinase activity. The record is from RefSeq and is a predicted model, not a curated record. Gene Ontology annotation, biological process: D-xylose metabolic process; phosphorylation; xylulose metabolic process. Lineage: Eukaryota; Metazoa; Chordata; Actinopteri; Beloniformes; Adrianichthyidae.
GUUUUUCCAUAAGCUCCGCCCCUCGCGCUGUUUGCACUGCGCAUGUUUGGGAUCAUGGCUGCUGUUUUGGAGUCUACUUUCUACAUGGGCUUCGACGUCAGCACGCAGCAGCUGAAGGCUGUGGUCAUAGAUGGAGAUCUGCGCGUGGUUCAUCGAAACGCCGUCCAGUUUGACUCUGAGCUGCCAGAGUUUAGGACCGAGGGAGGGGUUCACAUCCAUGCCGACCGUCUGAUGGUCACCUCACCUGUGCUGAUGUGGGUCAAGGCUUUUGACCUGCUGCUGGACAAAAUGAAGAGGGCGGGCCUUGACUUUUCUCGUGUUGCAGCGCUGUCCGGCAGCGGCCAGCAACAUGGCAGUGUGUUCUGGAAAAAGGGAGCAUCUGAGACCCUGAAGCAGCUUCACCCUGACCAGAGCCUGCACCAGCUGCUGCAGGACAGCUUCUCUGUGUGGGACAGUCCAGUCUGGAUGGACUCGAGCAGUACUUUCCAGUGUCAGUACCUACAGGCUGCAGCAGGUGGCGCACUAAGACUGGCAGAGAUCACUGGCUCCAGAGCUUAUGAGCGCUUCACUGGAAACCAAAUUGCCAAAGUCUGUGCGAGUCAACCUAAAGCCUUUCAGAACACGGAGAGGAUCUCACUGGUCAGCAGCUUCGCUGCAUCGCUCUUUCUUGGAGGUUACGCAGCCAUUGACCACAGUGAUGGUUCUGGAAUGAAUUUGUUGGACAUCCAGAGUAAAAAGUGGUCUGAUGUCUGUCUGAGAGCCACUGCCCCUCAUCUGGACCGACUUCUGGGAGAGCCAUUGCCCUCAUCGACUGUAUUGGGUCCAGUCUCUCCUUACUAUGUCCACCGAUACGGUUUCAGGGAGAGCUGCAGGGUGGUAGCCUUUACCGGAGACAACCCAGCAUCUCUGGCGGGGAUGAGGCUCCAACAGGGGGACGUAGCUGUGAGUCUGGGGACCAGUGACACCGUGUUCCUGUGGAUCCAGGAGCCCCGACCUGCCCUUGAGGGCCACAUCCUUUGCAGCCCGGUGGACAUGCAGGCCUACAUGGCUCUGCUGUGCUUUAAGAACGGAUCUCUGACCCGGGAGCGGAUCAGGAACGAGUGUGCUGGAGGAUUAUGGGAAACCUUUUCUGCUGCUCUGAAGGAUACCCCCCUCGGAAAUCAUGGAAACAUUGGCUUUUAUUUUGACACUAUGGAGAUCACACCUGCUGCGGUGGGCGUUUAUCGCUUUGACUCGGAAGACUCUGAGGUGUGCUCUUGGAGCCCUCAGGUGGAGGUGCGGGCUCUGGUGGAGGGUCAGUUUCUGUCCAGGAGGCUGCAUGCUGAGAAGCUUGGAUAUUCCAUCAUUCCAGGAACCAGAGUUCUGGCAACUGGAGGAGCUUCAUCCAACAGGGAGAUUCUGCAGGUUCUGUCUGACGUCUUCAACGCCCCAGUUUACAGCAUUGACCUUUCUGACUCUGCUUGCCUGGGAUCUGCCUACAGAGCUCUGCAUGGCCUCUUAGCAGAGUCUGGAGUGUCCUUCCUUGAUGCAGUCAAGAAAGCUCCAGAGCCACAGCUGGUGGUGAGGCCUCAUCCCACAGCCAAACAGGUUUAUGAUCACAUGUUGAAGCGUUUCGCCCGUCUGGAGGACCAAGUCCUGAAGAAGAGCCCAGCGUCGCUAAGAACCAAGCCAGUCUGUGCGUCCACCUGUGUGAAAACACUAGUGCCUCCAUGAGGAAUCCAGAGAAACUGCAAACAUGUGGAGGUGCUGUGAGAUUUAUUCCAGUUUUCACUUGAACACAUCAAAUGUGCUUUUUCAACCAAAACAGUGUUAAUAUAAUAAGAGGUAACAAAGCAACGUCUUUAAAAGAGAACCGAGCAUCUACGGAAGAAUGAUUUUAACAUCUUCCUAAGUUAAAAAAAAGUAUUUUAAUUCAUGAUUUUAAAAAAGCAAUUAAAAAAUAAAUAUAACAAGCUCUUCAAAGUGAAACUGCUGAUGUAGAACAGCAGAAUCAAUAUCUGACUGUUAUGUUUUUCUGAUUUUCAGUGUUUCAUAUUUUUGUAAUUUUGUAUAAUUUUAAUAAAUAUGAUAAUGCAA